AGCAUCAUUGCAUGACAGACUACUGGAACUCGAGCUUUCAAGCUCACUGUUGGCUGAUUUGAUUGGCGGAUUUGACCAAGUGGUGAAACCCCGGAGGGCGGACAGAACAUUGCUUCUGCAUCACGCAAGUUCAAAGGAUCCGCUGACAAGCACAUGCAAGCAAGGACGUCGCCAACGCCUCAGUUGACAUUAUGCCCGAGCGCGUUGACAAUGAACAAUUUGCCAACUUCUCGAAGCAGACUGAGUCUGUGCCAUUAGCAGAAGGGACAACAAAGCCUGACUCGCUGCUGGAAAGGUUGUCAAGCUUUGAUAGCGACAAUCAUUUUCCAAGCGCCGAAGAUGGGGAUCUAGACUUGGACUACGAUUUCGACCUUGACGAUGACAUUAACGCUUUACUCCCACCCAAUGACCGUAUUCCCUUCCCUCCCCCUUCAUCCCGACAAGCCUCGUCCCCGAGUUUCGAUUUUGGGGCUGUUCACCUAAUACCGCUCUCGUCGACCCUGUCAAAGUCGGAAACUGAACUCCCGCAGAACCUCACAUUUUGGUCGGGUCUCGCGUUAAUUAUUGGAAUGAGCAUUGGGAGCGGCAUCUUUGCAUCUCCCGGACCAGUGUUUGCAUAUACGGGAUCGGUAGGCGGAGCUUUGGGAGUGUGGAUUUUGGCAGGAUUAUUGGCCAUCACGGGUGGACUCUGUUAUGCGGAGCUGGGGGCAGCGAUACCUGAUUCCGGAGGCGAGCAUCCAUACCUCAUGCGCGCGUAUGGGUCUCUUCCGGCUUUUCUAUUCAGCUGGACGGGCGUCACAGUUACGCGACCGGGGUCUGUCGCUAUCAUCACAGUCAUAUGCGCAGAGUAUUUGGUGCGCCUUCUCCUUUAUGCCAACCCGUCUGCUGCGGAUAAUCCACCCAUGUGGCUCGUCAAGCUUAUUGCGCUUCUCUGCAUUGGAGGACUUACAAUCGUGAACUGCAUAUCGACAAGGUUGGGAACAGCCGUCCAGGAUGUAUUCACGGUUUUGAAGCUUGUUUCGCUUCUGGUCAUCGGGACAAUUGGGCUAGUAAAGCUAGGGGAGGCAGGCAUAGGGGUAAACAAAAAUUCUGGAACCAAUGGCGAAUCACACAACUUCCAUCAUUCUUCGAUUUUUGAAGGGGGCUCUAGAAACGCAGGCGAUUAUGCCCUUGCUCUUUACUCUGCAUUAUGGGCUUAUGAUGGAUGGAAUAACUUAAAUAUGGUUGCUGGAGAGCUUAAGAAUCCUGCCCGGGAUCUUCCCCGCGCGAUCGUCGCCGGACCAGCUAUCGUCAUUGUGUGUUACGUUCUUGCUAAUAUUGCAUAUUAUGCCGUGCUUCCGGAGGAUGUCAUAGUAAAGUCGAAUACGAUCGCUAUGGACUUUGGAAAACGUGUAUUUGGACAUGUUGGCGGGAUCAUUAUCCCCCUCAUUGUGAUCGGGUCCACACUCGGUGCGGCCAACGCUUCAAUCUUCUCUGGCGCCCGAGUCGCAUACGUAUCAGCGCGAUCAUCCCACGUUCCCCUCUUCCUGGGCAAGAUUCAUUCCCAGUACCGAACACCGUUCAACGCUCUCAUCACCCAGUCUGUUCUUUCGUGUAUCUUUAUUCUUUUCGGCUCUUUUACAUCAUUAGUGAACUUCUACUCCAUGAUUGCCUGGCUAUUUUAUCUCCUUGCGGUCUUGGCGUUGGUUGUUUUGCGAUGGAAGGAGCCACAUUUGGAACGGCCGUACCGCGUGUGGAUGGUGAUGCCAGCCAUUUUCAUGGUGGUUGUGAUAUUCCUCCUCACGUUGAGUGUGAAGGGAGCCCCCACGGAAGCCAUAGGCGCGUUAGUGUUUAUGGGUAGUGGAGUGCCACUGUGGUGGAUUGUGGUGCGCAAGGAAAUAGGUUGGGAAGUGCUUGGACAAACUUUGACAAGAAGUAUCGGGGCAGUCUUCUCGGUAGUACUCCACAUUCUUCCAUCACAAAUACGCGGAUCGAUUACAUCAAUAUCGUUAUCUGCACUGUCGCCAGCAGCUGUGAAAACGCGAAUAAAAGAGUGGUGGCAAGAUCGAGCUACGCAUUGGAAUUAUAGGAAACAACGGUCGCAGGAGGAUGGGUUAGAAAUGGAUGAGACGGGGAUGGCUUUUUAGGUAGACGAUAUUGAAUUAAAUCUGAUUGAGAUGUGAUAAUGAUAAUACCCGUUAGCCAAGCCCCC
This is a messenger RNA of Spizellomyces punctatus DAOM BR117, 2191 nucleotides long. RefSeq lists its product as uncharacterized. Bases 192 to 2126 code for a protein of 644 amino acids. The transcript has 5 exons. Lineage: Eukaryota; Fungi; Chytridiomycota; Chytridiomycetes; Spizellomycetales; Spizellomycetaceae. Gene Ontology annotation, cellular component: membrane. Gene Ontology annotation, molecular function: L-amino acid transmembrane transporter activity. The record is from RefSeq and is a predicted model, not a curated record. Gene Ontology annotation, biological process: amino acid transmembrane transport.